AUGUCUUCCUCCAACACCAACCCUUCUUCUUCUUCUUCCAGCAACAACACCAACGAGCCCCAGCCUAGCAUGAUCGCCGGACACGCCGAGUACAUCAAAGGCGCAGCUGAGGCCGCUAUCGGCAACAUCACCGGCUCCCACGCCUGGACCACUACAGGCGAGCAAGACAAGGCGCACGCCAAGGCCUCGCUACGAGCGGCGUCUGAAGGCCGCGACCCGGCCACAUCGGGGUACGGAUCGGUCGAGGAGACGGCGGGCAAGUUGACGGGUUGCGAGUGGAUGAAGAAGGAGGGGGCGGCUAGUAAGAGCCAUCAGGAGUAG
This is a messenger RNA of Neurospora tetrasperma FGSC 2508, 321 nucleotides long. RefSeq lists its product as uncharacterized. The record is from RefSeq and is a predicted model, not a curated record. Bases 1 to 321 code for a protein of 106 amino acids. The transcript is spliced from 2 exons. Lineage: Eukaryota; Fungi; Ascomycota; Sordariomycetes; Sordariales; Sordariaceae.